AUGUCACCAAUAAAUUAUACUAGAUUCUUCUCACGUUUACGAUCCUAUGUAAUUUCAUCAAGAAAUUCUAAUCAAGAAAAUCUUAUUAGAAACAAACAUGAACGAAAUUAUGCGUCAGCUGUAUGUAGUAUGUUUGCUGUAGCAAUAUUAGCUGUUAGUCUAUCGGAUUAUCGUUGGUUUUGGUUACGUGGUGGUUUAUGUAGUUCAAAAUUUAUUGGUUUAAAUAUGUUUUUUGCUGUUGGAAAAUUAUAUGUAAUACAAGCUCCUGUUCCAUGGAAUCCUUCGGCUCCUAUGAAUGAUAUUUAUCAAUUUAAACCGAAUGAUUAUAUCGAAUUAAUUGGAUGUGUUGAUACACAUUCAAUUUUAAUACUUCGUCUGAUGAUAACAUUCAUUUGUUUAGCAAUAGUUUUAUCAACUAUUGGAUUUCUACUUGAUGUACUUGGACCGAUAAGAUAUGGAUUAAAAUUUAUUCGACGUCAUGCUUUCUUACAUAUUCUAUCAGUUAUUCUAUGUACAAUUGUACUUGGACUUUGUUUUUAUGUAUCAGAAUUAAUUUACGACAUUCAAGAUAAAACUCGAGUAAAAUUUGGUAAAAAAAUUGAAGUACAAUUUGAUAUCGCAUAUUAUCUUGUGGUUAUAUCAAAUGGACUUUUAUUAUUUGCAAUUGCUUGCGCACUUUUAAGAAAAUAUCCAACGUAUGAUGAAGAACAUUUUCAUAGAUUAAUUGAUGAUUGGUCAAGACAUGAACAACCAUUGUUUAUUGAACGAACAUUACCAGCAACAAUAUCAACUAUUCCAAUUAGUAAUGAACCACCUCCCGAAUAUUAUUCUGAAGAAGAUUUACUUGUUUUAUAA
This is a messenger RNA of Adineta steineri, 855 nucleotides long. The record is from the annotation of a GenBank genome assembly. Lineage: Eukaryota; Metazoa; Rotifera; Eurotatoria; Adinetida; Adinetidae.